GAGAGCGAGGACGAGAGCGACAUCCUGAAGAGAGCCCGUGUGGCCGCUGGCAGAAGCGGCGGGAGCAGGUGAACCAGGGGAACGUGCCCGGGGUCCAGAGCACCUUCCUGGCCAUGGACACGGAGGAAGGGGUGGAGGUGGUGUGGAACGAGCUGCACUUCGGUGACAGGAAGGCCUUUGCCACCCAUGAGGAGAAGAUUCAGACCAUGUUUGAGCAGCUGGCGCUGGUGGACCACCCCAACAUUGUCAAGCUACACAAGUACUGGCUGGAUGCCUCUGAGGCCCGAGCUCGGGUCAUCUUCAUCACAGAGUACGUGUCAUCAGGCAGCCUCAAGCAAUUCCUCAAAAAGACAAAGAAGAACCACAAGGCCAUGAAUGCCAGGGCCUGGAAGCGCUGGUGCACGCAGAUCCUGUCCGCGCUCAGCUUUCUGCACUCCUGCAGUCCUCCCAUCAUCCAUGGGAACCUGACAAGUGACACCAUCUUCAUACAGCACAACGGCCUCAUCAAGAUUGGCUCUGUGUGGCACCGAAUCUUCUCCAAUGCGCUCCCGGACGAUCUCCGAAGCCCCAUCCGCGUUGAGCGGGAGGAACCUCGGAACCUGCACUUCUUCCCGCCAGAGUACGGAGAGGUUGCUGAUGGCACUGCCGUAGACAUCUUCUCCUUUGGGAUGUGUGCACUGGAGAUGGCUGUGCUGGAGAUCCAGGCCAAUGGGGACACCCGGGUCACAGAGGAGGCCAUCGCCCGUGCCAGGCACUCCCUGAGUGACUCCAACAUGCGGGAGUUCAUCCUCUCCUGCCUGGCCCGGGACCCUGCUCACCGGCCCUCUGCCCACAACCUCCUCUUCCACCGUGUGCUCUUCGAGGUGCACUCGCUGAAGCUCCUAGCAGCUCACUGCUUCAUCCAGCACCAGUACCUCCUGCCUGAGAAUGUGGUGGAGGAAAAGACCAAGGCAAUGGACCUGCAUGCAGUCCUGGCAGAGAUCCCCCGGCCCCACCAGCCCCCACUGCAGUGGCGGUACUCAGAGGUCUCCUGCUUGGAGCUGGACAAGUUCCUGGAGGAUGUCAGGAAUGGGAUCUACCCACUGAUGAACUUUGCUGCUGCUCGGCCCCUGGGGCUGCCCCGUGUGCUGGCCCCACCCCCCGAGGAGGCCCCGAAGGCCAAGACCCCGACGCCAGAACCCUUUGACUCGGAGACCAGAAAGGUGAUCCAGAUGCAGUGUAACUUGGAAAGAAGCGAGGACAAGGCCCGCUGGCAUCUCACUCUGCUUCUGGUGCUGGAGGACCGGCUGCACCGGCAGCUCACUUAUGACCUGCUCCCAACCGACAGCGCCCAAGACCUCGCCUCUGAGCUAGUGUACUACGGCUUCGUCCAUGAGGAUGACCGGACGAAGCUGGCUGCCUUCCUGGACAGCACCUUCCUCAAGUACCGCGGAACUCAGCCAUGACUUUGAUCAUGCACCUCAGUCCCCUAGCCCCGGGAACCAGACCUCUCAGCCCACGGCCCAUUUGGGGAAGCUCAGCAUUGGCCCCUGGGUCAGGGUGGGGGACCAGGGGCUGCCUUCUGCCUGUGUGCCUGGAAGCUGUGGACCAAACACCUCUAGUGAGCUUCCAAGGGGCCCAGGGGUGGGCUGAGGGUGGUGGGGUUGGGCCCAUCAGGGGGCGAGGGAGCCGGGGGUGGGGGUAGGGAGAGUGGCUAGGCCCAGCAGGUCCUUAGGAUGCAAGGAGCCAGCCUCCAUGCAGCCAGCAUCCCUCCCACCUCCUUCAUUUCCGGGCCUCAGUUACAUGCCAGACACUGGUCAGUGACCAAGCCCUUGGUGUGAGGGUACCUGGACCGCGGGGAGCCACGGCACAGUGCUGGUGCUGGGGGUCAGCCCUGGACAGACGUAUGCCUGGGGAGACAGUCCAUCCCAUGUUGGUACCACAGGCCCACACAAGGAACCACCACCUUCAUCGAAUGGUAAAGCACCUGCAGGUGUCAGGCACGCCGCUGGGCGUGGGGCAGGGCCAUGACCUGGCAGGGUAAGCAAAGGGCAGAGACACUCGGAGAAGCCCAGGUUCCCAGCUCCAGGGGGCUUUGGCCCCCACCCCCGACCCCCUGUCCAGGAGAGACCCCCUCUGGAGCCCCUCAGACUCUCCAUUGCAGCUGCCUCUGCAGACACUGACACUCUCCUGUCUCCUGCAGCUCCUCCUGAGCGCUGUUUCUCUCCUCAGGCCUCAGCCCAGAGUGGGCAGGGUCAGGUGUCCUCCCCGCCUACCUCCUCUCCAGCCCGCCUCUCUCAUCUCCUCCCAGGCAGCUGCAUCCCUGGGUCCUAAGGAUGUCAGUUCCUGGUUCCCAGUCUCUCCCCAUUGCCCUAGCCUCGGUUCUCUUGGACCAGCCUCCCUCCAUUUUCAAACUUAAUCAUCCUCAAACAUUUUAAUCUGCAUGGAUAAAUUCAGUGCAUUCAGGUUUCUUUUUAAGCGCUUCAAAUGUCAAACAAGAAAGGCUUACCGCUGUAUUAGUUCUCUGUUGCUAUAAGAAUUUACUACAAACUCAGUAGCUGAAACCAACACAUUUCUAUAGUUCUGUAGGUCAGAGGUCUGCCAGAGAUCCCACCAGACUAAAACCAAGUUGUUAACAAGACUGAAUGUCUUUGUGGAGGUCCUGGGGGAGAACCCAUUGCCUGCUCCUUUGGGUUGUUGGCUGGCAGGUGUCAGGCAUGGCUCUGGGCACUGGGCAGGAACUGAUCUCCUUGCAGUGAUGGGGCUGAGGUCCCCAUUCCUUGCCUGCUGUAAACUGAAGGCCAUUCUCAGCUUCUAGAGGCUGCUACAUCCCUUGGCUCGUGGCCCCUUCCUCCAUCAUCAAAGCCAGCAACAUCAGAUUGAGUCUUUCUCAUGAGCUAUGUCUGCUUUUCUGCAGGCAAGAAAGCUUCAAGUGACUAAGUUAGGUACAUCGGAUAAUCCAGGAUAAGUUCCCCACCUCAAAGUCCUUAAUCUUAAUCAUAUCUGCAAAAUUCCUUUUACUGUGUGAAGUAACAUUCACAGGUUCUGGGGUUAGGACAUGGACAUCUCUGCAGGGGUGGUGGGGUGGCCGUGACCCACCCACAACAUCGCCCUAGCCAAAACCCAGAACACCUUGCUAAGGCAUUCAAAUAAUUCCAUGUACAAAUAAAUAUAGUGAAUCUCAAGUUACCUUAAACAUGCCAAUACUCUUUACAAAAUUAUUCAAGUUCUCACACCUUUCAACUUAAAAUUACAGUCUGAAAUCACUUUCACAUCCAGUUGGCAGUCCUGAUGCUAAGCUGUCUGAUUCUGCAUCUUCUUAAAUAGUGCGAGUGUCAAGUGCGUAACAGACUGCCGGCAAUUAAACCGAAGUCAAAAGGAUCAAUGCUACCAUUGCUUCAUGUAAUGUCUAUGCUGAGGUUUUCAUUUUAACGUUUAUCUU
Messenger RNA from Vicugna pacos (alpaca), 3421 nucleotides. Lineage: Eukaryota; Metazoa; Chordata; Mammalia; Artiodactyla; Camelidae. The record is from RefSeq and is a predicted model, not a curated record.